AUGGCUCCUCCUCCAUCAAAACAGCUCAAAGAACAUCUCCAAGUGCAACAAGAGCCUUUCGUUUUGAACAUAUACCUUGCGGAGAGAGGGUACUUGGUUAAAUGCGUGAGUUCUAAUGGUCGAAACGGUUGCUGCAGCACUCAAAUGAAUAUGUUCAAGAAAAUGGCUUUGAUUUCCACCAGGGUCGUUAAGUCGAUACUGUGUAAAUUUGUUCCUGGUAGUGAUGAUAGCUUAGAUAUUUCCUGUUGCGGUGAUAAUGAAGGCGAUGAAGAUGAGUUUCAGAUUGCAGAAAUAACACCGUUUGGUAACAUGGAACCAGAAAAGAUUCUUACAAAUGAAACCAGUCGAAGGAAAUGCAUUCAAGAUGACCUUUUGUUAGAUGAAUUAUCAUCCGAGAAAGUGCAUCACAUCAUAACAAGACAAGGAAGUGCAUCAAAUAGGAACUCCAUUGAUAUGGCCGAAAAUAUCAAAGGCAAUUUUGUGUUGGCAACUUUUCCCUGGAAAUUACUUGGAAAAUCACUACUGGAAAGGUACACUCUCACCGGUUUCAAUGAAGCAAAGGGGACCAUAAUAAACGAACCUCGCAGUCUCCGAUAUUGCCGAAGAAACCAAAGUCUUGGGAAUCAAAAGAAGCCUCUAAUGAACCUUUCAGCAAAGAAAUUAACGAAAAACAACGGUGGAACGAAUGUCGGAAACAAGUACAACUACAUUCAGUGGUUCUUUUGUCUGAAAACCCUGGGAAACCAGACCAGCGACUUGUCAAGUAUGGGUUGUUCAUACGCAUUUGAAGAAUGGCAGUACUGUAAAUUGCAGAGAAAGAUAGGGUCUGAGUUAGGAGAUGCAAUCAUGGAUGAGGUUAUCGAGGAAGUAGUUGACUUACUAUGGCAGUGAAAAUUGAUGAACUGCUUAGCCUUCGUUAAUGGCGUAUCCAUUUCUUUGAAUUCAAAUCAUCAAUAGAGCUGUAUAUAUAUGUAUGAACUUUUCCUUGUUGCAA
Molecule: messenger RNA, 994 nt
Organism: Hibiscus syriacus
Lineage: Eukaryota; Viridiplantae; Streptophyta; Magnoliopsida; Malvales; Malvaceae
Exons: 3
Coding region: 1-891 (296 amino acids)
Source: RefSeq, a predicted model, not a curated record